UGCGAUUGAUUUGAACUUAUUGAUCACGUGCUUAAAGGCAAUUGUGAGCUUUGUAUACUGUAUAAAAGCAUGUUUUAAGGUGUUAAAAAUCUGUAAGUUAUCUAAAAUUAUAAAUAUUUUAUUUUAUCACUCUUUCCUUAUAUUUUGAGAUACUCUUAGUCUUAGUAUCUAACUUUUAAAAGUCUUUAAUAGUAAGAACUAUCAAAAAAUGUUAUUAUAGUCUUAUGCAUUAUUAUUUAAUAUAGAGAAAUAUGACAUGAAUUUUAAGUUACACUAAAUUUAAAAGUAGCUCAUAAAAUAACACAAGUAUAGUUAAACAUUCGCAUAAUUAAAACAAUGCCAAUUAAAAUAAUUUUCAAAUUCAAACUAGGCUAAUUAAGAUUUUUACCUCUUGAAUUUUGACAUGUACCAAAUCAUGCCCCAUGAACUUUUAGAACCGUUAAAAAUUCUCCGAAACUAUUGAGAUUGUUGGAUUUAAGUGUCCAAUUUUAGUAAGGAAAGUCUACAAUGGACGGAAGUUCAAGGACAUGAUUUGGCACAUGUCAAAGUUAGAGGAUCAUGAUUUGGUAAAUAUAAAAGUCUGGAGAGCAUGAUUUAGUAUAUAAACAAUCAUCGAAUUAGUAAAAUUGAAUGAAAUUAGACAGAAGUCCUUAAAUCUAACAAUCUCAAUAGUUCAAUGAGAAUUUUUAGCGACCAUAAAAGUUCACAAGUGCUCUAACCUUAUAACUACUUUUCUGAUCUUUAAAAAUGAGCUAGAGGAACUCUCCUUAUAUAGGUGAAGGAUGUCCUAUUAAAUAUGAAUAAAAUAAUCCAAAAAUAUGAAAAAUACAUUUAGGUUAUUUUUGACCGUAGAUGAUGAUCCAAUGGUGAAAUUUAACUUCUAAGGUUGAUUGUCAAUUUUUGGAGUUCGAGUCGCGACGGUGGGACCCGCUCUAGGUAAGUUGUAGUUUAAAUUUGUCACUCCCUUGGGAUGAAAUUUGGAGUCGAUAGCUUCAGAAUUGCGAUUGAAGUGUAGGAGAACAAAUGAUAGAGCAUUGAAAUAGCUUGGAAAUGCAAGUUUAAUCGCAUAAAUUGGAUAAAUAUUAAGUGAGUUAUGGUCGUUUUACUGAAGGUUGUUCUGGGCCAGUGCCCAAGUUGACAUCCUAGCGCCCAGAUUGACAUGUGAGUGAGAAAAAGCAUCAGGGGUUUAAUUUUUGAUGCCUAAGUGAUAUUUUGACAUCACUUAGUCCAUUUUUGUAUUAUGGCAAAGUUGGUCACUAGUUCUCGAAGAUGUUGUUGUUCUGCAGAAACGAGAGACUCAAAACUACCCGGUUUCCCAAUAAAUCACCUUGUCGGAAAAGUGAAAAUAUGAAGUUGUGAAUUUGGUUGUUCUGACUUCAUGGCUCUCAGUUAUUGUGAAAAACUAGACGAACAGUCGAGAUGGAAUUAAAAUCCGAUAAGUAGAACCCAAUGCACCAAGUCAUAUGUCAACCCGAGCGUUGGGUGCUUAUUUCAGAGCUUCCAGGAUUUUAUUUUGAUGCUUCCAAGGUUCUAGAACUUGAGGACAGGGUUUCCCACCUCGCUUUUGACCAUUUAAGGGAGAAUUCUUGGAGCAAAAUUGGCAUUUGACUGAUCGAAACCAGCACACCAUGUUAUUUUUGAUUUCUCCCCGAGUUUGCAUGUAUCUUCGUUAUUUUUGAUGACGUAAAAAGUGUUCGGUACAAUUUUUUUGGGAAAGUAAUUGGAAAUGGCCUAGGUUAAAAAUAUCUCGACUUGCGCGCUGGCCCAGCACCAGGUGUCACCCUGGGCGGUUGGUCCACUUUCAGGCCACUUGGAAGUUCCUUUUGGUCUCUGAAAAUAGUUGAAUCUUAAUCUUUGGCGAAAACAGAGAACAUGCCCAUACGACUUUUUGAAAAAACUCCUCGAAAUUGGCCCAGGUUAACAAAAUGUCAACCUGGGUGUUGGUCCCUUGUUCUAACACCCAGUAUGUAUUUUUUUUUAUGAAUACGAAGAAGAUGCAUGAGUUAGAUUUUUUUAUCUAAUGCUUGGAAGUGGCCCAGAUUGACAGAUUGUCAACUUGGGCGCUAAGAUGCCUAGGCACCGGGUGUCUGGGUGCUCAAAAAUAAAAGUUCUCAAAAUCUAAUUCUAAUGCCUCAAAUAUAUUUGUGGUAUGAAAGUUUGACCCAUUUGCACUAAGAUGGUCCCAAAAACUAAAACCCUAGUUAAUGUUGUCAACUUGGGCACUGGGUGAAACCCUAGAUGUCCAAGUUGACUUUCGAGGUGUUGGUUCGUGUAUUUUUAGCUCCUAAGGCCUAGACUUGGUUGUUCCGUGUCUAAAUGGUACAUGAUACUGAAUGAUAGUGAGUUGGAAACUGCACCCUAGUUUUUCCCUUUGGGAGUUGACCAAUCAGGUCUAUUCUCCAUACAACGAAGGGCCGAGGAGACUGCAUCAUCGUGAGCUCGAUGGGUGGAGCUCUAGGAAUCUUCGAGAAUCUUUGGCCCUUGUCACAUGUUUUGACAUAGUCCAUCAAAUCCUCGAUCAUUGUUGGCCAAAAGUACCCCUGUCAGAGUAUCUUUUUGGAUAGGCUUUGCCCCCGACAUGAUUGUCGCAGAAGCCUUCAUGCACUUUUAUCAUCAAACGCUUGACUUCUAUCUUAGUGACACACCUUAAGAGCAGCAUUGAGAAGCUUCAUCUAUACUUUACUCCAUCUAGGAUUAGAUACCUAGUAGCUUUUCUUCUCAUCUUUUUUGCCUCAUUUUUGUUUUCAGGCAAGGCUCCAAUUUGGAGGUAAGUUGCAAUAGGUGUCAUCCAGGUUGGACUGUCGUCCAUCAUGUCGAAUUCUUUAGGGAUGGUAAUGCUACGUUCUUUCAAGAACUGUAUUGGCACCAAGUUUUCCUUGUCGGCAAUGGUGUUGCUUGCCAGACAGGUAAGUGCAUCUGUUGUGGCAUUCUGUUCUCUGGGGAUCUGCCUUAUUGUAUAGCCUUUGAGCUAACUUAGCAAGUCUUGGAUCUUGCUCAAAUAGGCCAUCAUUAUUUCACCUCGAGCUGUGUAUUCACAUAGGACAUGAUUUAUGACUAGUUAAGAGUUGCUAUAUAUGUCUAGGUGGUCAGCCCGUACUUCGUGCGCUAGUUGAGGUUAGCAAUCAGGGCUUCAUAUUUAGCCUUGUUGUUAGAGGCUUUGAAGCCAAAUUUAAUUACUUUAUGCAGCUGUUUUCCCAGGUUUUAUGAGGGCAAUGCCUGCACCGGACAAUGUUGGAAAUAUCUUACCAGGAUCUAGAUUUACUAAUGUUGACCUCACUUUUAGCCAACGACAAUGAGUCUAAUUUAGUAAGCGACAAGUAGUUUAUAACAAUUGAAAUAUAAUAAAGCAAUAUAAGGACACAGUAAUUUUAUAGAGGUUCAGCCUCGAGCAAUUCGGUAAUAGCCUAAUCCUCGUUAUUUGUAUUAACUCAAGAACGAGGAGAAAGGUUCCUUUUCUUAUAGCUCUUGCAACAAUAUCUUUGAAUAUGAAUUCUUAGAUAAUAUCUCUCAAGUGAAAUCUUUCGACCCUUUGCCCAGUGAACAUGCAUCACUAUUUAUAGGGCUAUGAGCUUGAAGGAGAAGUAUUUCCCUUCUCGUCACAAUGGAUAUAAGCAGAAAGAUUGCAUAGUAAAUGAGAAUACACUGAUCGUGGGAUUUGGACAGCUUGCCAUAUCUCUACAAUUUGAUCCCCAAGUUAUAAGGAUUUCUUUGAUGACUCACGAUGCGAAAGCUAAAUUUGCUAAGUGUUGAUCACUCUGUGCGGAUUGUUGAUCGCUUGGCUUUGAGCAUCCAUAUGAGGUAUCCUAUUCGAACUAUAUCUUGCGAGCAAAUACUUAGAGUCGAUUCCACGUGUCACCAUCAUGUGAUUCCACGUGAGAGUGUAAAAAUUGGGAUAAUAUUUGCCCCCCAAGUCUAUACGGGACUUCCGAAGGAACGUGUAGACUUCAUCCGAGCUAUCUUUGCGUUUGAAUGGGAGACACAUGUCAAGCGCAUCUGUUCUCGACUCAAUGUGAGGCUGACUGGGCGUCCCUUCGGUUUUUAGCUAAUAAAUGCUCUAACAAUUAAUAUUUUGAAAUUCGAUUUUCUCUCACCACGAUUGACGACAACACUUGAUUACUUUUGAUUUCCAAUAUUCGCUUUUGGGGGAAACCAAAGCGUCUAAGGUUCUUUUGAAAUGAUUACCCCUUUUCAUUGUUUGCCUAUAAAUACCAGUGAGCAUUUGUGCACAAACUCAUUUUCACCAUCUUUCCUUGCUAAGUAAGUUGAGAGCGAAAAGAGAGGUUUUUGGCUUCGAGUUUGCUGAAGUGCCUUCAUCAAAACUGCUCGUUUGGCUUGGCGUAUUUUGAAUCCAGACAUCUGAUCCUUGAGUAAGUUCUCAAUUUCCUUUAUGUUUACUUUGCACAUUUACUUUCUGAAUGUACCUUCGACUUUUUUGUAGAAGAUAUGUAGGAAACCCUAAGUUUAGAAACUCUGUAAUUUUCCUUUGUCGUGGUUCAUGCGAUUUCAUCGUCCAUGAUGCUUUGCUUUUUGAACCGUAUAAUGCCUGUCUUUCAUUUUGCUUAUUCUAAGCUUCAUGAAAUUUUUUGCCCUAACUCGAGAAAAUUUCAAACUUCCUGAAUUUUGACUUUUCGUUGAAUAUUCUUAUUCUUUAAUUUGUUGAGUACUCCUGGUCGGCAUAUUUGCUUGUUUUAACGUUUGAUAUUCCGACCAAACACUCAUCUUGCGUGUUGUCUUUUAUAGAUGAACCCAGGUGAGUUUUGGGGAAGCGAACACCGAAUAGACCAGGACUUGCUUCAACUCUUGCGCGAGGAUCAUCCUCGUCUUCGUUCUAACCCAACUUCUUCGAGUGAAAGGCACCUUCCUUAAAUCUUUUGUCCAGCCAUAGAAUGAUGGCUCGUACUAAGAAGACAAUGCGUAGGGUUGACACAUCUGACCCUCAAGUGGCCUGGCACGCCCAGGAGGGGGAGGAUCAUGAAGGGGACGCUGAGGUCCAAGAGAUUGAAGAGCAGGACGAUGUCCGUCCUAGCAAUCCCUUUGAGGCAGAGGAAGAGGAGGAGGUUGCACUCCCAAACUAUGGGGGAUACAAUGAGGCUGGGGAGCCAGUCGAUGCUGAUGGCGACAUCCUGGUUGAGGGCGUGGACUACGCCAGUGAGGAACUUACUGCUGCGGUUCCUCAUAGAAGGCAAGGUACCUUGGGUGCCAGGUGGGUGAGCCCUCCGUCCAAGGUUAUUGAGGCGUGCCUGCGGGAUCUCGACCAAGAUGGCUACCUGGGCGAAUUGGACUGUUACAUUCCCGCUCACAAUAACCGAGCCGCAAACCUUGAGAGGGGAAUGUGCUCUUGGUCGGGUGCUCAUGCCUAGAAAAGGGCAUUGUUGCCUUUGCACCCGUAUUUUAGGAAUGUGGCAGACUUCUUCCGCCUCUGUCUGACCCAAUUUACUCCCAAGGGCAUUAAAUAUCUGUCCGCCCUCUUCGUUCUCUAUGCCUCCCAGAAGUGGGAUAUGCCUUCUCCCCACGAGGUUAGCUGAUUUUUUGAUUUAAAGUCCACCCCUAAGCAAGGCAGGUCGGGGUACUUAUACUUCUCUCAACCAGACUUCAAGUGGUUGACGGGCACCGGGGAUAAGGCCAUUAGCAAAAUUGGGCAUUUUUUUGAUGAGUACUUCAUGGUGGAUGGCAUGGGCACCACCCAUACUCGGUUCCAGCAAAUCCCCACAUAUCACCGCCCUCCCUUCACUCUUGCUCUUAGAGAUAGAGCUCAAUGGCUUGCUCAACUGCCGGGGGAUGACCGGAAUAUCAUCUAGUUGACAUCCGAGGACAACUUUGUGAAGUACGGGCUCUAUCCGAAGGAUUUCAUUCCUAAGCCAGUGAAGGGGAGUUAGAGGAAAUCUGGCGCUUGACGGGCUGAGAGAGCUCAUCAGGAGGAUGAGCUGAUUCAACUAAAGCAUGAGGCUAAGUUGAAAGGAGUUUCAAGGGCCAAACAGUAUGCUCAAGAGCCCUUGAAUCCUGAAGAUGAGGCUGAGGAAGAGCAGGUGACUCCGCUCAAAAGGAGGAAGAAACUUUCAGCCCAGUCCAGGCCCGUUGAAUAUGCCAUUCAAAUUAGGGAGCCCAGUUCACUUGCUCGGCCAUCUUCUCCCGUGCUAGGAAAAGGGAAAGCUGUUAUGGCAGAGAUAAGAGACUUGUCAAGUGAUGAUGGACUUUCAAGUCUUGCCCGGAUAAUCGUCUUGCAGGCUACUCCGUCUCAUUUUUAAACUUCCUGACUAUUGUAUUUUAUGCUUCUGAUGUCUUUUUCCUCUAACCAUGUUGUUUUUGUUCCAUGCAGACAUGUCUCAAAAGAUGCUCGAUGCUCUGAAGAAGAGAGUUGGAGGAAGCUCAAGCGUAUCUCCUCUGGCCAAGAAAUCUAGGGUCAUUGAGGCGACCCCUUCCAAGAAUAAGGCGCCGGCCGAGGAGGUUAUUGACCUUUUCGAGGAGCUAACUAUUGCAAACCCCUCUACUCCAAAAGUUGCUAAGUCCAAAGAUUCUCGAGGGGGAAGCUCGGACAGGCUCGACCAAUCAAAAGGUGGAUCCGAGCAGAUGCGGGACUCCACCUUUGCCAGUGCAGCUAGAGGCUAAGAAAGGCAAGGAGAUGCUCGCUCAUUACAUGAACUGGUUGGUUCCUGAGGUAAGUGAGCAACUGGCCAGCGCUGACUACGAAUCUUCUCUGGAGCUGCUGAUGGGAGGAGUCUUGAAGGAAUUCAUAAGGGCUGGUCUGAAGUUGGCCUACACUUACUCCCGAGCUAAGUCUGUUGCCUCCAAGAACGCUGCUCUGUCCAACACCAUGAAGGCGGAGGUGGACUUGGCCCGGAAGGACGCUGAUGAUGCCAGGGUGGAGCUUGGAGUUGUUCGGAUUGAACUGGGUGAGGUCAAUAAGAAGCUUUUUAUUGCUGAGAAGAAAGUAGCCGAGUUGGCUAAAGAUCUCGAGGCUUCUGACCAGCUUGAGGCUACCAUUGGCUCCCUAUCGGCACAAGUUAAUAGCCUUCAAGAGGAAAGGGGAGUUCUUCGGACUGUCUUCCAUCAGCAGGAUGAGGAGAAGAAGACCAAGGAGGAGGAUCUUACAACCGAGAUUGAGAAGUACAAGUCAGAGGUGACGAGGCAGGAAGAAAAAGUGCAUGCCUUAGAGGCAGCUGGUCUCGAGAUUUUUUAUGACUUUUAGAAGGCUAACCCCCAAGAAAAUUUUUAUUACCUGGGCGAGGCCAAAGACAUGUAUCUCGAGUACUGUGCUUCUCAAGUGGCUUAUGGUGAACCAGAUGCGACUGCUUCUACCUCUGGCCAGCUCCUACCGGCCUAGAAGAUCCGAACCGAGAGCCUGGGACUCCAACUGUUUAACUGCUUCUCUUUUAUCCUUCUUUUUAUAUAUCUUAUUCGGCCAUAAGGCCUUUUUUUAAGACAUCAUGACCGGCCAAGCGGUCUUUAAAAUUGGAAUUAUUUUUCAUUUUACAGACAACAGGCUGACCGGACAGAUUUUAAUCCUGGUAUUACGUGCUUUUGUUAUCUUUAAUGAAUUUCAUUCUCUGUUUAUAAUAAUCGUGCAAUUGUGUUUGUUUUAUCUUUACCAAAUGCUUUGUACAGGUAUAGGUGCCCCCCAAGUGACCGAGCAGACUUAUGACUCUUGGUCACUUGUUUUUUACAAGUAUGCUUUUGGAGUCUUGGGUUCGACCAGACCUUUUGUACGCACUGGAUGGUAAAUUAGCAACAUGUUAGUAAUUUCGACUCAAUUUGAAUUUUGAAAU
This is a messenger RNA of Cannabis sativa, 7763 nucleotides long. RefSeq lists its product as uncharacterized. The coding region runs from base 6620 to 7186 and encodes 188 amino acids. NCBI's taxonomy places the organism in Eukaryota, Viridiplantae, Streptophyta, Magnoliopsida, Rosales, Cannabaceae. The transcript is spliced from 2 exons. The record is from RefSeq and is a predicted model, not a curated record.